AUGGAGCAGCAUCCUUUCCUGAAGAAGGGCGGGAAUGAGCGGCGCCGCUUAGAGACACCUGUCCCAGAGGCGGAGGAUGAUUUCUUCGAUAAUGAGCGUCACUUGGUGGGGGUCUUUGACUUUGACUACGAUGAGAUUGAGGACUUUGAGACCAAGGUAGCAUGGGUUUCUUUGCUCUCCAUUCCAUGCAUUUGGCCCCUCUCACUUGCUUGCUGUGGCCCAUGUUUCUUGCAACAGAAUGUGGAAUGGAGGACAAGAGCGCAGCACGUUGCCCUCACGGAAGAUGGCAUCAAGUAUGUCACCGACAGGCAUCCAACAAUGUGCGGCUUGUCCUGCACCGAUGCAGGGAAAGUGUCGAAGACCGUGCCAUACGACAAGAUUACAGAUUGUGAUGUGCAUGAACCUGCUGGCAUGGCUUGCUGCUGCAUCCAGAAAACAUUGACCAGCUUGAUUGUCGACACGGCUUCUUCUGGUCCUGAAUCACAUGAGCUGGUUUUGACUGGCUUACAUGACCCCCACGCUCUGAAGCAAGCGGUUUGGGAAAUGAAACGCCAGGGAACCGGAGCUCCGUCAAUGCCUCAGUCAGGUGCAAAUGAGACCAACCAGUUACUUCGAGAGAUCCGUGAUGAGAUGAGGCUGCUAAACCAACACUUACAGGGCCAAUGA
This is a messenger RNA of Durusdinium trenchii, 666 nucleotides long. Lineage: Eukaryota; Dinophyceae; Suessiales; Symbiodiniaceae. The record is from the annotation of a GenBank genome assembly.